Molecule: messenger RNA, 1071 nt
Organism: Nematocida minor
Lineage: Eukaryota; Fungi; Microsporidia
Product: mannose-1-phosphate guanylyltransferase
Exons: 1
Coding region: 1-1071 (356 amino acids)
Biological process (GO): GDP-mannose biosynthetic process; cell wall mannoprotein biosynthetic process
Cellular component (GO): cytoplasm
Molecular function (GO): mannose-1-phosphate guanylyltransferase (GTP) activity; GTP binding
Source: RefSeq, a predicted model, not a curated record
AUGAAGGGAGUAAUUCUAGUGGGAGGAAUGGGCACAAGACUGAGGCCUCUUACACAUACACAGCCAAAACCGCUGAUACCAUUCGCCAAUAAGCCCAUCAUAAAACACCAGAUUGAGGCUCUUGCGCAGGCUGGUGUUACUGAGGUAAUACUGGCUGUAGGACACAUGCAGGAAAACAUCCAGGAGUACCUCCUCGGAUACGACCGAGAGAUAGGCAUAAAAAUAUCGUAUUCAAUCGAAUCCAGUCCGAUGGGAACAGCAGGGCCUCUGUCUCUGCUGCGAGAUGUGCUCGAGAAGGAGGACACGCCGUUUUUUGUGCUUAACUCAGACGUUAUCUGCGGAUUUCCUUUUAGGGACAUGCUGGACUAUCACGAAAAACACGGAGGAGACGGAACAAUACUCAUAACCAAAGUAGAUACGCCGUCAAAGUACGGGGUUAUACUCACAGACAGCAGCUCGCAGAUCAAAAGAUUUGUAGAAAAGCCAAAAGAGUUUGUAGGAGACAGAAUCAACGCAGGAGUGUACAUAUUUUCAAAAAAGAUACUGGACUACAUAGAAGACAAGCCGAUGUCGAUAGAAAAGGAUGUUCUUCCAGUGAUGAUAGACGAGACAGUUGUUAAAACAUUUGAUCUGCAGGGAUUCUGGAUGGACAUUGGACAGCCAAAGGACUAUGUAACCGGAAACAUGCUGUACCACGAGAACAACCCAGACAAGUGCAUGAUCCACGAAACAGCAAAAAUAUCACCGCGUGCUGUAAUAGGAAAAAACACAACUAUUGGGCCAAAUGUGGAGAUAGAAGAUGGAGCAGAGAUAGAAAACUCAAUUAUUUUUGAAGGCGCCACCAUACAGAAAAACGCUCUGGUCAUCAACUCUGUCAUAGGCUGGGGAACAGUUGUUGGAAGAUGGUCGAGAAUCGAAGACUUUUCUGUUCUUGGCGCGAAUGUGUCCGUGCAGGAAGGGAUAUACAUCACAAGAGGCCUGAUAAAUCCAAACACGCUCGUCACUUUGCAUGUUCUCCUCCAGUCGCCCCUUGGAAACGUGGUUGAAAGCAACAACUCGCCAGGACUGUAA